CGGGGAGGCGGGGGGAGGCGGGGAGCCCGGCCGCCAGCGCUCGGGUCCGCCUCUGACUGCAGCGCGGCGGGGCGAUGUGUGAUUACCAUGGCGAGGAGUCUCUGUCCGGGGGCCUGGCUAAGGAAACCCUAUUACCUCCAGGCUCGCUUCUCAUAUGUGCGGAUGAAAUAUCUUUUCUUUUCCUGGUUAGUGGUUUUUGUUGGAAGCUGGAUUAUAUAUGUGCAGUAUUCUACCUAUACAGAAUUAUGCAGAGGAAAGGACUGUAAGAAAAUAAUAUGUGACAAGUACAAGACUGGAGUUAUUGAUGGGCCUGCAUGUAACAGCCUUUGUGUUACAGAAACUCUUUACUUUGGAAAAUGCUUAUCCACCAAGCCCAACAAUCAGAUGUAUUUAGGGAUUUGGGAUAAUCUACCAGGUGUUGUGAAAUGUCAAAUGGAACAAGCAGUUCAUCUUGAUUUUGGAACUGAAUUGGAACCAAGAAAAGAAAUAGUGCUAUUUGAUAAGCCAACUAGAGGAACUACUGUACAGAAAUUUAAAGAAAUGGUCUAUAGUCUCUUUAAGGCAAAAUUGGGUGACCAAGGAAACCUCUCUGAACUGGUUAAUCUCAUCUUGACGGUGGCUGAUGGAGACAAAGAUGGCCAGGUUUCCUUGGGAGAAGCAAAGUCAGCAUGGGCACUUCUUCAACUGAAUGAAUUUCUUCUUAUGGUGAUACUUCAAGAUAAGGAACAUACCCCCAAAUUAAUGGGAUUCUGUGGUGACCUCUAUGUGAUGGAAAGUGUUGAAUAUACCUCUCUUUAUGGAAUAAGCCUUCCUUGGGUCAUUGAACUUUUUAUUCCAUCUGGGUUCAGAAGAAGCAUGGAUCAGCUGUUCACACCAUCAUGGCCAAGAAAGGCAAAAAUAGCCAUAGGACUUCUAGAAUUUGUGGAAGAUGUUUUCCAUGGCCCCUACGGAAAUUUCCUCAUGUGCGAUACUAGUGCCAAAAACCUAGGAUAUAAUGAUAAGUAUGAUUUGAAAAUGGUGGAUAUGAGAAAAAUUGUGCCAGAGACAAACCUGAAAGAACUUAUUAAGGAUCGUCACUGUGAGUCCGAUUUGGACUGUGUCUAUGGCACAGAUUGUAGAACUAGCUGUGAUCAGAGUACAAUGAAGUGUACUUCAGAAGUGAUACAACCAAACUUGGCAAAAGCUUGUCAGUUACUCAAAGACUACCUACUGCGUGGUGCUCCAAGUGAAAUUCGUGAAGAAUUAGAAAAGCAGCUUUAUUCUUGUAUUGCUCUCAAAGUCACAGCAAAUCAAAUGGAAAUGGAACAUUCUUUGAUACUAAAUAACCUAAAAACAUUAUUGUGGAAGAAAAUUUCCUACACUAAUGACUCUUAGUUCAUUUGGACAUAAUUACCAUUUUAAGAAACUUGCCACUUUCAAAGAACAAUUUUGAGCAUUUAAAAAAAAUGGCUUCAGAUUCCUGCCAGUUACACAAAACUCGUUCCCCCCAGGCCUGAGAAGCCAUCAGUAUGUGAUUACUGAAGUAAUGGCAGGUGUAGGAUCAACAGGUCCCCAAGAUGUCAUUCCUGCCCUUUUAGAAGCCCUGUUACAUCUCUGAAGUACAUUCAUUGUGUAACUAUUUUGACUGACUCAGUGAGUGAUUUGUAGAUUUACCCUAGCCAAAAUACAAAUGCUGGAAGCAUUGUGUUUGCAUUGAAGCUGCUGUUCAACAAGAAAAUUUAUAAAUUUACUAAUGUCUUAGCAUGGUAAAGUUUGCACAUUAACAGAAAUUAAAACUGCAAAGCAGGUUAAACUUGCUUCUUUAUAAACAGAUGUUGGGUUUAUAGCAUGGUUUAUUGUAUUGAAGACUUAAACACCCAUUUUUAACCUCAUUCAGACAUCAGCUGUUAUGUGUAGCUUCACAAUGGUUCAAGUGGCUUACUUCAAGAAAUCUUAUACUUGACAGUACACCAAUUUUAUUGACUAAAAAUGGAUGAACUUACCUAAAGAUUCAAAGGGCCCAUCUUAGUAUCACGCAGCUGACUGACUGAGCCCUUCAAAACUGACAUCUUAAGGCCCAAUCAAAAUCCACAUAUCCUGAUUUUGAGCUAUGUGAAAGUGGGACUGUAAGUGCAAGACUAAAAUAAAUUAUAGCAGACUUUUUAGUAAUAACUUUCCAUUUUCAAACAGUGUAUCCUGUGGGCCAAAGGGCUAUUUCUUAAAGAGGCAUGCAAAUGUAUUAAUCUAAUGUUUUUUUCCCCAUGUAAGGUUUAGUAUUUGCUCCUCUUUCAUAUUAUUUUCACAUGUAUACUCAGAUUUGGCAUGUACCUUUCAACAUCAAACACCUUUUGGAGAAAAGAUCCAGUAUUUUCUGCUCAAAAGUUUCACCUACUUAAAGUGGACGUGUCAAAAAUCGAUGUGACCUUCACUGGACAGCGUUCUCUCAAAACUUUCAACGCUAUGGAUUAGCACCAGUUUUGUUUAAGGUACUUUUCCCAUUAAUCAUCUGGUUAUAAUAAAUGGAUGGAAGAAAUA
Molecule: messenger RNA, 2514 nt
Organism: Symphalangus syndactylus (siamang)
Lineage: Eukaryota; Metazoa; Chordata; Mammalia; Primates; Hylobatidae
Gene: DIPK1A
Product: divergent protein kinase domain 1A
Source: RefSeq, a predicted model, not a curated record